Messenger RNA from Amblyraja radiata (thorny skate), 2740 nucleotides. It is a transcript of the gene cyba, whose product is annotated as cytochrome b-245, alpha polypeptide. NCBI's taxonomy places the organism in Eukaryota, Metazoa, Chordata, Chondrichthyes, Rajiformes, Rajidae. The record is from RefSeq and is a predicted model, not a curated record. Gene Ontology annotation, molecular function: heme binding. The coding region runs from base 201 to 743 and encodes 180 amino acids. The transcript is spliced from 6 exons.
GCCCAGUUGCAGUCGCGAUUGGUCACGUAGCGAGAGGGCAAAGGGGGAAAUGACGCUGAGUUUCAGUGAGCUGCUGCAACACAGCAUCAAUUAGCUCAGCUCCGCCGGUGCUGGGUCGCAGCUUCAGCCCGGGAGCCGCCGUGACCACAUCACAUCGGACCGAACCGAACCGGACCGGGAGCCAGGCAGCGCGCUUGACCAUGGGGCAGAUCGAGUGGGCAAUGUGGGCAAACGAGCAGGCGCUGGCCGCCGGCCUCAUUCUGGUGAUCGGCGGUGUGGUAGGAGUGGCCGGCCAGUUUAAAGGCUGGCAGUAUGCAGCGUAUGGCAUUGCGGCAGGAGUUUUUAUAAUGCUGCUGGAAUAUCCAAGAGGGAAGAGGAGGAAGGGCACAACCUUGGAGAGACCGGGACAAAGCUACCUGGCAGCUGUUGUGAAAUUGUUUGGUCCCUUGACCCGGAACUACUAUGUCCGAGCUGUUCUCCAUGCAUGCCUUGCUGUACCUGGAGGAUUUAUGUUAGCCACCGUUCUGGGCACCGUAAACCUGGGCAUUGCCAGCAUCAUUUAUCUACUGGCUGCCGUGCGGAAAGAGGAAUGGAGCCCCAUACAGGAACAACAGUCUAAGGGUCGGCAGCCAGGUAAAAGUAUCCACCAGCCUCCCACAAACCCUCCGCCACGACCACCUGCUGAGCGGCGAAGGAAACCAGAGGAUGAUGCAGCAACUGUAGACACGGCAACUGUCAAUUGAGACCCAUGCCAUCAACGGAGUCACUACUGUAACACUAUCCUCUUUUUUUAAGCAAAGAUCUUAUUCCAAGGCAUUGUAGGUUUUAAGAGUUACACAAGCUCGAAUUGUGAUGGAAAGAAAUGUUAAAAGAUUUUUCAGCUAUGCUUUUUUUCACUUGAAGUGAUUUGUUACAGUAAGAUGUAAUCUGUGUUCUUGUUCAUCGACUGUUACGGUUUGUAGGAUAUCGUUGCCAAAAGCUUUCCUAUUGUUUUUUUCUAGAAUUUGUACUUACAGAUAUUCUUACAGUAUUUUGGGUCAGUUCUAAACUAUUAAUAAAACACUUGAUUCAUAGAUGUGAAUCUUUCAUGUACAUUCUAGAAUAAAAUUACUUGGGUUUUGCACAAGAUAGAACACAUUUACGGUUGAUAAAUCUACUCAUUUGCAAUUGUUGGAGCUGGUGCUUCAAACUCUGAUCUUUCUGGCUUUAAACACUUCCUGACAUUGGUGAAAGGUAGAGUUUGCCCACAGCAGAAUGUCCCGGGCCACAGAAUGACCAAAGAUAGAUUUAGUCUUGACACCGUCGAUCUUCAAGAAAUUGUGGAUACAUUACAUUGAAAAUUUCAGUCUUCAUAGCGGAAGGUGCCAGCAAAAUGCCAGAAAUUCAAGAGAGUCGGAGGGCAGGUGUUAGAUCGGGUUGCUGUCACUAAGGAGGUGAUGCUUGGGAAGCUGAAAGAGGUGAAGGUGGAUAAGUCACAUAGACCAGAUGAACAACAUGCCAGGGUUUGAAAGAGGUGGCUUUAGAAAUUGUGUGGGCAUUGGCAGUACUCAUUCAAGAAUUGUUAGAGUCAGGAGUGGUCCCAGAAGACUGGAACAUUGCAAAUGUUACUCCACUAUUUAAGAAGGGAGCGAGACAAAAGAGGGGCAUCUAUAGGCGGUUAGCUGGACUUCAAUAGUUGGUAAGAUUUUAGAGUCCAUUAUUAUUAAAGAUGAGGUUUUCGAGUCCAUAAUAAAAUAGGCCAAAGUCGGCAUGGUUUUGUGAAGGGGAGAUCUUGCCUGACAAGUUUGUGGGAAAUCUUUGUGGAAGUAAAUAGCAGGACAAAUAAAGGAGGGUAGGUAGAUGGUGUUUACUUGGAUUUUUCAAAGGCCUUUGAUAAGAUGCUAUACAUGCGGCUGCUAAUGAAGAUGAGAGCCGAUGAUACUAGCAUGGACAGAAGAUUGGCCGAAUGGCAGAAGGCAAAGUGUGGGGGCUUUCUCGGGUUGGCUGCUGGUGACUAGUGGUGUUCCGCAGGGGUCGGUGCUGGGGCCGCAACUCUUCACAUAUUAAUGAUUUGGAUGGAAUUGAAGGCUUUGUGGCCAGGUUUGCCGAUGAUAGGAAGAUAAGUGAAGGGGUAGGUAGUGUAGGAAGCAGGGAGACUGCAGCAGGACUUGGACUGGUUGGGCGAGUGGGCAGAGAAGUGACAGAUAGAAUACAGCGUAGCAAAGUAUUAUAUCAUGCACUUUGGUGGGAGGAAUAACAGUUUUGACAAUUUUCUAAAUGGAGAUCUCACUACAGGGUUACUUCUACGUAAUUGUCAGAAGAAACAGAUCAAGCCUGACUUUCUCCCUCCCUGUCCCAGAUCGCACUGCAGAAGACCAAGAUGCAAAGGAACUUGGGAGUGCUGGUACAGGUCUCAAAAGGUUGAAUCCGUAGUAAGGAACGCAAAUGCAACGUUAGCAUUCAUUUUGAGUGGGCUAGAAUAUAAAAGCAAAGGUGUUAUGCUGAGGCCUUAUAGGGCACUGGUCAAACUGCACUUGUCCUGGGUUGCAAGCACUAAUCGUGUGUUUAGAUUGGGUUGAACUCUUCAUUUGCUCGAUACCUUUCUGUAAUAGGUAUAGGAUAGACAUCUCUAUCCUGGUUUCCUCAGAACUGUGCUUUCCUCCCAUUUUGUUCAGUCUACCAACUCAUUAAUCAUCUCAAUUUUACUUUCUGCAUCGCCCUUUGUAAAACUUUCUAUCUUUAAAUAAAUUCUCUAAACAUG